GCCUAGAAGUCCCUCUUUGACUAUCGUAUGAGAAAGUAAAGGUCCUCCUCUUGUGUUUGCAAUCUUUACUGCCCCCCUCCGUCGCCCCUGCUUCUCGCUCUCAAAAUUCCCAUCCCCCCACUUUCUGUGUGUGGAUGUCGAUGCUACCAACGUCGCUCAUGAGAAAGCAGCGAAGCGAACCUAGGAGAAAACCGCCAGCAUUGAACAAGGCAAAAUAGUGACAACUCGGGACCCUGCACUGAAUCCAAGACAAGCCAAAACACUAUAGAAAAUUCCUUCGGAUAUUUGAGUUGCGUUGCCUCUCCCUCUUCAUCUCCUUAUUGCCCAGAGAAUGGCCGGCGGGCAUCCUAACGACCAAUUCAGUUUCUUGUACCAACCCGAAAGUGCUCAGAACCUGAAGAGUAAGGGUAGACUGUCUUCCAGUAUGAAUCCUGUGUACAGUCCCGUUCAGCCCGGCGCCCCAUACGGCACGCCCAAGAACCUGGCGUAUGCAGGCUAUCCUGCAGGGUACCCGACUGCUGCUCCCACAUACACACCCAACCUCUACCAGACUGGGAGCCCAGGGUACCCCCAAGUACUACUGCUGAAGCAGGGCUGGCCUCAGGCGACUGCUGCCCCCGGGGCCCCUGAGGGCUCCUAUGACCUGGCCAUGGACGGGAGCGCAGAGAACAGGCAGUACCAGGCCUCAUCUGCUGCUUUCAGAUAUGCUGCGGGGACUCCCUACAAGGUCCCCCCAGGCCAGUCUAACGGGGCGCCCCCCCCCUACUCCCCGUCCCCCAACCCCUACGCCACGGCCAUGUAUCCCAUCAGAAGUGCCUACCCCCAGCAGAACCUCUACACUCAGGUAGGCCCUGCCCCGCCCUGCCUCGCCCCGCCCUCGCCCUCGCCCGCCCUGCUCUGCGCGGGGUCGUAUGGCCUCCCCGCCGGCUGGUUCUGGGGUGCUUACUACACCCAGCCUGUGUACGCCGCCCAGCCUCAUGUCAUCCACCACACCACGGUGGUGCAGCCCAACAGCAUCCCCUCCGCCCUCUACCCCGCCCCCGCCCCACGCUCCAACGCCGUCGCCAUGGGGAUGGUGGCCGGCACCACCAUGGCCAUGUCUGCCGGCACCCUGCUGACCACACCUCAGCACACCCAACACAUUGGAGGGCAUCCAGUUACCGUGCCAACUUACCGGCCCCAGGGAACCCCUGGGUACAGCUACGUGCCUCCGCACUGGUAGAGCCACCAACUCAUAUCUGGAGUCAAGCAUCGCUCACAACAACUCAAGUCUUACAUUGGUGUAGAAGGGUCAUUGGAAGGGCACCAAGUUGGUCUGCAAGAACUAAAAACUAAAGUGCAAGUGUCACAUUCUUUUCAUAUUUGGAAGCUGCUUUUAUUUUUUAUUUUUUACCAGACUCAGUUUUUGUUUUUGUUUUUUUGUUGAAUAGUUUUCGUUUAUUUUGAAACUCUUAAAAUACAGGCACACUGACCAGCAGUAUAAAACAUUUAUAGUACAGUUGUCUUUUCCUUUCUUUUUCGAUGUUUCUGUGUCUGUUUCUUGUCGUUUGGUUCUGAUACUAAACCAAUCCCUUCAGCAGUGGGGAUGCACACAUCUCUGUACGCUGCCAAACUUUCAAAUGUUUCUAGUUCUUUUUCAUCAAACUUUUUCUUUCUCUCUGGGUGGUGUAUCCGGGUGGUGUGUCCGGGUGGUGUGUCCGGCUCGUCCCAGUCAUCCCCUGGGACAGCGGCCGUCACCCCUGACUUUCCUCGCCUUUUUAAUUUGCCUUCUGGUUUGGGUUUACGUUCAAGAACACCAUUUCCCAGCACAGUUAAACAAGGGUUGUCUUCCAGCUUGUAGCAGUGCAUCAACUUGGCUUUGUAAGAAUAUACCCCACUGUCUGACAGUUUCAAUGUGGUAACACUCCAGUAGGAGAAAGAUUUAUACCAUAAGCAUAAUUUCAACACCAUUUAAAGGACAAUUUCAGUGAAGUCAGUGACUACCUAAUUAGCUUGUACAUCUACUAGAGUAUAGUAAGCAAUUUAAAUAUCUUGGACAUAUAUGAAUAUAUUAUUAUGUAGGUAUAAAGAUGCGUGAAUAAGCAGUGGUUGUGUUUCUUCACACACGUACUCAACCGAUAUGUAAAACUCUAAGUAUUCAAAGUGUGCAUAUACACCUGUGUAAAGAUGGCAUAGGACAUGCACGCACACUAAUAUACACACAAGCUACAUACAGAUGUGUCUGCGGCUGUGAUUGGACGAAGGCAAUGUUUUUUGUGGUUUUGUUAUUGGCUGGAUUCAUCUUCCCUUAAGGCUAACAUGCUCCGAUGUGAACUAGCGCUAGUUAGCGUUGCAGACAUUUGUGGCGCUUGAUUGAUGAGCCAGGGUGUCAGUGUGACCUUUGAAACUGACGUUAAAGGAUUUAAAGGGACAGUAAGGUUAAUUGGGGACAGCUGUUUGACACAAUUGUAUCACAUCAUAUGGACCAGGGAGAAAUUGAGCAAGAGAGGUGGCAGUAAGCGUUUGAGGAACAAAAAAAGAAAUAUGUAAAAAAAGUAAUUAGUCUUGUCCUCUGAGGAACACAGUGUUGUGCAUGUCUCCCAUCUCCAAAACUGUGAAGGAACCACAGACUGGAGAUUAUUGUUAUUGGCAAUAAAGAUAUGAUUUCAUAUCAUGUUUACAUAGACAAACAGCCAGCAAGGACUGCAUUAAAACCGGAUUAGCGUUGACAGUUCCUCAGGUGAUCUGUAGGGGGCAACAGAGAGCGAUGCGCAGGUAUGUGAGGGAUGGAAGAAGAGAUGACGCCUGGCCUCAAAGUAAAUCAGCUCCUGCUCCGAGAAUUGCUUCUUUAAAAUUAACGUUACUGAUAUGAAUUUCGGUCAGUGCACGUAACAACAGGAAGUAGUAUCUGUACUUCCUGUAACAGUUCAAACCCAUUUGGAGAAAAAACACUGGCAGUUACAUUCGCAAACCAUCGUUUUUCAUCCAAGGAAUUUGUGAAAUCCUGAAUCGUUGCGUUUGCAUGUUGGCUAAACCUUUUGCGGUACCUGGUUGCUUAGUCCACUUCGCACCAGAAUAGCUUCUGUCCUUUAGGACUUUCCUUUUUCUUUUUCUAAUGGAGCCAGGCCAGGAUAUCUUGACUUCCUGGGCAUACAAUAACAGGCGCUGUUGAGGGAAACGUUUGGUGAAUAGAAAGUAAGAGGCCGGAGGGGGAUUUACAGUGAGACUAGGUCGUGGAUAGAGGUCAGAGGUCACGUCCAUUGUGGACCAGAAGUAUCAGACUGGUUGUUUGAGGGUCGAGGGGAAGGUCAAGGGUCAUGAUGGUGGACUUUCCAAGGGACAGGGUUGGGGUGACUGGAGGUUGUUACGGGGUUCUAAGGGGUGUGAGGUCACAGUUUGAGCACCCUCUACCCUCCCCCCUCACCCCCUCCUGUGCGUGACCACAUAUCAGAGUUGUCGUGUGAGUGUGUCAAAAAAAAAAUAUUGCACAAGCAUCUAAAAGUAAUAAUCUAUGCUAACAAAUAGGUACGGAAUCGUUUAGGAGACUUCAUUUUAGUUCAGUUUGAUUUGGUAAGGUACACAUUGGUCUCUGUAAACUGGCUGUAAACUUAAGGCUUAGGGAUAAUAUACUGUAUCUGUUCUGGGUAAACACUAUCAUCUGACUUAAUUUAGUGGAUUGCAAGUAGUUGACCAUCGUUCAAAGAUGCAACAUAUUGAUUUGGAACUUUUUCAUCUGGGUUUUUGUUUGUGGAAUGGUUCGUCCAACAGACAAAUGAGUAUAGGACAAAUGAGUAUAGGAAGGUUACCAAGGUUACCAAGGUAGAGUAGGUGUGCGAGUGUGUGUGUGUGUGUGUAUGCAGUCUUGUGUGAGUGUAUCCUCCAUACCUUGGGAGGGGAGUUCAGAGCAGACAAUACGAACAUUAUACCCUUCCUCUUUAUUAAAGAAUCAAAACAGAGAGCCUGCAGAAACAACAACAUCUAAAUUUAAAGACUAAAUUAAUAUUGUGCUAAAGAUUUGGAGAACAAGAGUAAAUAUUUUUAUUGACACAUUAAGCUUGUUUAAUUUGAGACCAUUGACCACGACAACAACGGAAGAAAAAAAAAGAACAAAAAAAAAAAAGAAUAUUUUUAUUUUUUACAGCUCUUCACUAGAAUUUGAAAUGUGAUGGGGACAGAACGCUGCAUAUGGCUUGUUGCGCAAUCCCAGGUCCAGUAGAACACCAGGAUGCCCCCCCUAAAUCCUGGGUUUUAAAAACCUCAGAGGAAAUCAACCAUGUGUACGAGUAUAACCUUGGUGUUUAAAACAGAUUUAAUUUUUUUUUAAUAACGAUUCAUUUCUGGUAUGUGAUUUAAGCGCUUCUUACCAUAAGUGUUAUUUAAAGUUUUAAUGAUUGAUGUUUAUUAUUCUUAAGGUAGAGGAUCCGAUGGGUUCAGCUGAGGCUGGUCUGUGUUGAGGAACUUCAUACGAGGUUGGGUGGAACACAAGUCUGGGGGGGUGAGCAGAGGGUUGAUAACAGACUUGGGUCAAUCACUAUUCGCAAAUACUGUCAAAUAAGGAGUGGAACCAGUUGAUCGGAUCUGAGAACUGCACGUUGUAAAGCAAAUCGAACGCGCCUCAUUUACUUUAACUUGACCCAGGUCUGUCCACGGACUGGAGGGAAAUAGGUCCUCACUCGCUGGCCCCUUUCAAGACCUUCAGAGACUUGGGGGGGCUCUGAAACACAUAACAGUCUGUUCAUAGACAUAUAGGCUAAAAGCAGAUACCAAGGCUAAGUGUUAAGAUGACUGAGCGUUGGAAGUGACCAGUGUUUCAACACCUUCGGUUGGGAUGUGACCCCUAGGUUGAACCAGAAAGGGUGUUUCUUUACUGUUUCAGAUCGUUUUGGUCGUGCACUUCAGCCUUGUACAACUCUGAUUUGAAACGGUAAUAUACAGUUAGAAAUAAGCUCUGUGUCUUCCAGGAGAAAGAGAUAAAAUAUUUUCCAGAUUAAGUUUGUCGUCAGAACCUUGAGAAGGGCCCCCAACCAGUGACCCAACGUUAUUGCAAGGUUCUGUCACAAAUGUUGCAGCAACGCUGGUGGAGCAUUUUUGUAACAUUAGGUUGGGAUUCUUAUUGCAGAGACCCACAUCAGACUUGUGUAUAUGAAGUGUAAAUUUGUUUUCGUUUUUAUGUUGUUCAAGAGGAUGGUUAGUGAGCCUGGUGACAGGCGUAAGGCAACUUUGUAAUUGUAUUAUAUUUACUGUACGAUGUAGAACAUUCAAUAACUAUUAAAAUCUUUCCCAAAAAGUCAA
This is a messenger RNA of Osmerus eperlanus (European smelt), 5271 nucleotides long. RefSeq names its product protein FAM168A-like. The transcript is spliced from 9 exons. Lineage: Eukaryota; Metazoa; Chordata; Actinopteri; Osmeriformes; Osmeridae. The coding region runs from base 332 to 1222 and encodes 296 amino acids. The record is from RefSeq and is a predicted model, not a curated record. Gene Ontology annotation, biological process: positive regulation of base-excision repair.